Messenger RNA from Dendrobium catenatum, 1727 nucleotides. RefSeq names its product dnaJ homolog subfamily B member 1. Gene Ontology annotation, molecular function: protein-folding chaperone binding. Gene Ontology annotation, cellular component: cytosol. The coding region runs from base 376 to 1365 and encodes 329 amino acids. Lineage: Eukaryota; Viridiplantae; Streptophyta; Magnoliopsida; Asparagales; Orchidaceae. The transcript is spliced from 3 exons. The record is from RefSeq and is a predicted model, not a curated record.
CUCAGCUUUCGGAUUUCGUUAGCUCCUUCGAUCCAGUAACGGAAAUUUGUUUGCAGACUUCAGAUCAACUUUACGUCCUCUCCAUUUCCUCCGUAGGAGAAAGCUUCUUUAUUGUCCUCCCCAAUCCUCAGCCAAAUCCUGUUUUUGUCCCCUUCCUUUCUUGUUCAAACCCUUACAUUUUCAGAACUUAGGAAUCGAUCGUCUCUUCCAUAAUCGGAAGGAAAUCGUUGUUCAUGCGUUUCUUGGUCUCUGCCAAUUGCAUGUUUUCUUGUUCGGAACUUAGGGACCGAAUAUUUAGUUGUUUGAUACUUUUGUAGUGGGAGUUUCUGAGGGCCGCUACGGAGAUCUGGUUCUAGGGUUUCGAUUGUGGCCGCCAUGGGUGUGGACUACUACAACAUUCUGAAGGUUAAUAGGAAUGCCACCAAUGAAGACCUGAGGAAGGCGUAUCGGAGGCUAGCGAUGCUUUGGCAUCCCGAUAAGCACCGAGGUGAUAAGCAAAUCGCUGAAGCGAGGUUCAAGGAGAUCUCUGAGGCCUAUGAUGUCUUAAAUGAUCCGCAAAAGAGAGCAAUAUAUGAUGAAAAUGGAGAAGAGGGCUUGAAGGGGACGGCACCUUCUGGUUCUCGAAGAGCAACUUCAUACUCCGCAGCUUCACGUGGUCAAAAUAAUUUUCAAUUCAAUGCUAGGAGUGCAGAGGACAUUUUUGCUGAGGCCUUUCAGAAUGAAAUUGAUUCAGAGUACAUGCCACGUUCAAAGCCCACUAGACUUCAAACAGAAGGAACAAAUAGUCAGGGUGUCAAUGUUGGAGCUGCAAGCAAGGCUCAGAAAGCACCAGCAAUUGAGAGAAAACUUGUAUGCAGCCUUGAAGAACUAUACAAAGGAUCUACAAGAAAAAUCAAGAUAUCUAGGAAUGUCAUAAUAUCUAAUGGACGAUAUGUGCCUCAAUCAGAGGUCCUCGUAAUUGACGUGAAGCCCGGAUGGAAGAAGGGAACUAAGAUCACAUUCCCAAGAAUGGGAAAUGAGGAAGCAAACAUGAUUCCAGCAGAUAUAGUAUUUGAAAUUGAUGAGAAACCUCAUGCUCUAUACAUGAGGGCCGGCAAUGAUCUUGUUGUUCACCUGAAGAUAUCACUAGGAGAAGCCCUCGGAGGCACCACAGUCAAGCUUCAAACCCUCGACGACCGCGAACUCACCGUUCAGCUCGCAAACAUCGUUAGCCCUGGCUACGAGCUUCUGAUCGCCAAAGAAGGGAUGCCCAUCGCUCGCGAACCGGGGAACAAAGGCAAUCUAAGGAUCAAGUUCGACGUCAUUUUCCCUUCCAGUUUGACAGAAGAGCAGCGCACGGGCAUCAAGAACAUCUUACAGUGCUGAAACUUCUGAACUACUGAUACUGCCUUUUGCAACUGAUGUAAAAAGUUAAAGAGGUAUAUCUGUUUGCAAAUACUUGUUUUCUUUUUGGUCCAGUUCAAAUUAGCAUCCCAUUUUGUAGAAGUGAAUGAUAGGGUUAUGUGAGGGCCUUUUGUUCCAGGUGAAAUUGAUUUGCUUGUCAAUAGUUUGAUUAAAGAGAAAGAAUAGUAGCAGUUUGUAGUUGAAAUGUGUUUUCUCCUUCUUUGAAGUGGUGGUGGUUUCAAGCAGACUGAGGGUUGUUUGGUUUGUUAAUACACUGAUGUAAAAUGAAUUUUAUGUUUGAUUCAAAAGAAAAGGGUUGAAGUAAAUUAAAUUUAUUUUAUUAA